Molecule: messenger RNA, 1479 nt
Organism: Zasmidium cellare ATCC 36951
Lineage: Eukaryota; Fungi; Ascomycota; Dothideomycetes; Mycosphaerellales; Mycosphaerellaceae
Exons: 2
Coding region: 1-1479 (492 amino acids)
Biological process (GO): transmembrane transport
Cellular component (GO): membrane
Molecular function (GO): transmembrane transporter activity
Source: RefSeq, a predicted model, not a curated record
AUGGCGUCGACUUCAGCCACCGAGAAGCCUGGCGGCAUUGUCCAGACAUCGCUAUCGCUGUCAGAGGACGGCCAGCCAGCCAGCAGCGCCGGGGCUGUCGAGCAGAAGCCAAAGAAACGAAGCAGGCUGCGAAGAUUCCUCUGGGAUUCCCUCGACAAAUCGCCAGAAGAGAGAGCCUUCGUGAACAAAGCCGACUGGUUUAUCAUGUCGUAUGUCUGUAUCGCUUACUUCGUCAAGUAUCUCGAUCAGACAAACGUCACCAACGCUUACGUUAGCGGGAUGAAGGAAGACAUCGAUAUGACUGGACAGGACUAUAACCUCUUGCAGACAAUGUUCACCUCUGGAUAUGUCAUCGGCAACCUGGCCUCUCAGCUGGUCAUGCUAAAAGUUCGGCCUUCGAUCUGGCUGCCGGCGCUGGAGUUCAUCUGGAGCCUUCUCGUCAUGGCCAUGGGUGCCGCGAAGAAUCUGGAGACCCUGCUUGUACUGCGCUUCUUCAUCGGACUGCUUGAAGCAUCAGCAUUUCCCGGUAUCCUUACAUUGCUAGGCAACUGGUAUAAGCCAGAGGAGUUGGGGAAGCGAUCAUCGAUCUUCAUCGCCACGUCCGCUGCUGGUAGUAUGUUCUCCGGAUAUCUCCAGUCGGCAUUGUACUCCGGCAUGAAUGGGAAACAUGGCAUCGCAGCGUGGAGGUGGCUAAUGAUCUUCGACGGCAUUAUCGGCAUCCCUGUCUCUCUGUACGGAUUCUUCGCCGUACCUGACAGUCCUACCAACACUCGAGCGUACUGGCUCAACACCCGGGAUCGCGAAAUCGCAAAGCAGCGAAUGGAGGAAGUGGGCCGCAAACCUCCAUCGAAGCUAACCUGGCGAAUCGUUAAGGAGUCCCUAUCGAUGUGGCCAAUGUGGUUGUUCCCGAUUGCCUUUGCUUGCCAUGUGCUCGGAAUCAGGGUGUACAACUACUUCAACAUAUAUCUCAAGAGUACUGGCUUGUACUCGGUCCAGGACGUCAACAACAUCCCGACCGGCGGCUUUGCGUACCAGAUCGUGAUGGCGCUCAUCUAUGCAUGGGUGAGCGAUUACUACCAGACUCGCUGGUGGGUGGUCUGUAUCGCAUGCAUGAUGUCAAUGAUUGGAACGAUAAUUCUGUCGGUGUAUCCAGAGCACAAUCAUGCUGCAAUGAUGGCUGGCUGGUUCAUGACGUACGGCGAGACUGGCGCUGGUGCGUUGGUGAUGACAAUGGUCAAUGAGGCCUGCAGUUUCUCGAGCGAACAUCGCAUUAUUACGAUUGGAUGGACAGAGGCUUUUGCGUACGCAAUGAGUGCGUGGGUGAUUCUUUUCGCGUAUCCAUCCGGGGACGCACCAAAGUUUGCCGUUGGAUACGAGCUGGCGACGAUGUUCUUUGCCAUCGAAAUGAUUGUCGUGAUACUCAUCGCUUAUUGCAUGAAGAGAUAUCCGCCUGGAGAGAAGAGCUCCGCCGCCGGCUAG